Molecule: messenger RNA, 1689 nt
Organism: Mugil cephalus (flathead mullet)
Lineage: Eukaryota; Metazoa; Chordata; Actinopteri; Mugiliformes; Mugilidae
Product: SPRY domain-containing SOCS box protein 4
Exons: 3
Coding region: 638-1504 (288 amino acids)
Biological process (GO): proteasome-mediated ubiquitin-dependent protein catabolic process; intracellular signal transduction
Cellular component (GO): SCF ubiquitin ligase complex
Molecular function (GO): protein binding
Source: RefSeq, a predicted model, not a curated record
CUGCAGAUACUCUGUAAUGAAGUGGCAGGUGAGUGUGCACUUAAGAACAAAAGGUUGUGCCACUUUACCUGCAAGACAUCGUUCAGGGCUUUACUGGAAACUCGUUUUCCUGCCCGAUCCCAAUGCGCAUGCGCUUCAUCUAAUAAUGAGCCGUUUUGGGUUUUAUUUCAUUUUCCUCUUCUUAUUAUAUAAAAGCCCGAGUCUGAUUCUCUUCCUGUGUUUCGCCGUUUACGUUUACAUCCAUUACAGGACGCGGUAAACGAAAAUAAUUAUUUGUAUAUGUUUGUCUAUAUGGAGGAAAACGGACGAGCCAUAAACCAGACACAUAUCGAUUCCCCUUUUUCCUUCACCGCUUUGUAAACACGUCAUGUAGCUCUCGUCCUUGUGGACUCGCCUCUGAAUGGCGUCAGACUGAAGUGAUGGACUGUGCUGUUCUUGUCCCGGAGGUCGACCCGGACAGCAUCACACACCGGAGCGGUUACGUUACGGAGCGGCGAUAAGACCACCGAGAUGUUUGAUAAGAGACUCUUAUAAACACCGAGACAGAGGAUGUCCGGGGACAGUCUGCUCUCAAGGACCAGAGGGGACCAUUCAAACCAGUUCUUUGACGACACUUGCCUGCCACUUGGUUCGCAUCAUGGGUCUCCUACUGUCAGUCUGGGUGUACAACAAGGCAGCCGACAGCCCUCCACCCCCUUCAUCCGCCUUUCCCCUGCUAGCCGUCCCAACCUCCUCUCGCCUUGCGGUCACUUUGAACUCUCGCCCGGUUUCUCCACAAGAUGGCCGCUCGCACUGGAGCUCAGACCACCGCUCUCCUCACUUCCUGCUAUCGCCCUGCCAACAGGAAGUGACACGUUCGCCUGCUGAGCUUAGCAGUGAUGGAGUGAGGGCAGAAAUGGGGGUGAAGACUGGGCUUCAUGUCUGGGAGUUGUUGUGGAGCCCCGAACACAGAGGGAGCCAUGCUGUCUUGGGCGUUUCAAGGCGGGGAUGUCCUCUGCAGGCCUCGGGGUACAAUGUGCUGGUGGGUGGAGACUCACAGUCCUGGGGCUGGGAGCUCAAAACCAAUCAGCUCUGGCAUGAUGGACAAACUCUGCAGCAUUACCCAGGGAAAAGGAGGAGUUGUCACUCUGCGGCUGUAAGCGAUUUUAGGGUACAGUCGUCAUCAAACACAGAGGAAGUGGCAGACACACCUCUCCUAAUUCCUGAGCGUGUCCUGCUGGUCCUGGACGCUGAUGAGGGGACACUGGGGUUUGUUGUUGAUGGCAGCUACCUAGGAGUUGCAUUUAAGGACCUCCCUCGCGGAGUGGAGUUGUUUCCAGCGGUGAGCAGUGUGAGAGGGGGAGCCAGCAUACGUCUACGGUACCUGAACGGAACCAAGCGCGAUCCCCCGACCCUGAUGGAUUUAAGUGGACUGUCGAUUCGUCAGUUUUUAGGACGGCAAAGGCAGGAUCAAACGGACAAACUGCCUCUUCCCCCUUUUCUCCAGCGCUACCUACUGGAUUAAUUUUCACACACGGAUACAGGAAUUUUAUAUGUGCUUGUUGCUUGAGUUUAUUUAUUGUUCAUCUUAUUUAUUAAAAAUAUUAAAAAGUAUUUGUAAUGUGAAACGUUCUUGUGUUUCUUUGAAACGUGCUUGGCAAAGCUACCCUUUCUUGUUUUGUAUACACAAUAAAAUAAAUUUAAAUUUAA